AUGGCUAAAGUUUUUCCUCAGCGUCAGAGUCCUAUGUUAGAGCCUUUCGUGUCUUUUCAAAGAGAAACAUUCACCGUAUGGAUGAAAUCACUUCUGUGCCAAACUAACGGUUGCACUGUCUUUGAUUCCAAUGGAGACAUUAUUUAUCGCGUCGACAACUAUGACAAGAAGUGCAGCAAUAAGGUCUAUCUCAUGGAUCUUCGAGGCAGAGUUCUUGUUACAAUACGAAGAAAGAGGUUACAAAUUUUUGGAUGUUGGUAUGGUCAUAGAUGGAAUUCUGAUGCCAACAAGGAGAAGCCAUGGUUUCAAGUGAAAAAAUAUUGCAGAUUUAUUUGUACGGGAAGUUUUGCCUGUCAAGUUACUGUAGGAUUUGACAAGUAUUGGGUAGUGAAAAUGGCAAGCAAAACAGCAUUCAGAAUCGUAGACAUCGAUGGAGAUGCUAUUGCAGAGGUGAAGCAAAAACAAUUAUCUUCAGGAAUCACACUGGGCAAUGAUGUGCUAACUUUAGCUGUGGAGCCUCACGUAGAUCAUUCCCUGAUAAUGGCAAUUGUGACUGUCUAUGGAUUGAUCAAUUAUACACUUAAAAUAUCAGAAGCCAAUGACUUGGCCGAUGUGGAGGCAACAAGGGGAGAGAAGAGUAUUAGGAUCCGUAAAGUACCAAAGGCGUAUGCUAAAACUAGCCCUCCGUAUGUAGUGGAGUUCCCAAAUUAA
Messenger RNA from Dovyalis caffra, 711 nucleotides. Lineage: Eukaryota; Viridiplantae; Streptophyta; Magnoliopsida; Malpighiales; Salicaceae. The record is from the annotation of a GenBank genome assembly.